Messenger RNA from Egretta garzetta (little egret), 4942 nucleotides. RefSeq names its product calcium responsive transcription factor (gene CARF). The transcript is spliced from 21 exons. Gene Ontology annotation, cellular component: nucleus. The record is from RefSeq and is a predicted model, not a curated record. Gene Ontology annotation, molecular function: RNA polymerase II cis-regulatory region sequence-specific DNA binding; DNA-binding transcription factor activity, RNA polymerase II-specific. Lineage: Eukaryota; Metazoa; Chordata; Aves; Pelecaniformes; Ardeidae. Bases 406 to 2526 code for a protein of 706 amino acids. Gene Ontology annotation, biological process: regulation of transcription by RNA polymerase II.
GGAGAUGUGGAUUUACUUUGCCUGUGGUCCUUUAUGUCUUUGCAAAGCAAAAUAAACUUGUGCUUCCAGGGUUGUACAUUUCUUUUCAAGCGACUCUCUAGCCUUUUACUUCUCCUUACUAAAGCUGUUAACAGUUGAAAUAUCACAGCCAAGAAGGUCCGUCUCAAGGAAUUUACUGUGUGGUGUAGUGAAGAAGAUAUAGUGAAGAAGAUAAAGCUGGUCAUCUUGUAAUGGAAGAAAAUGGAGCUGACCAUGGCAUUGCUAUGGAAGGAUCUAACGAUUUGUUCGUAGGCAACUGUAAUAGUACAGGAGAGUCAGAAACAAAUGACCGUUUUUUUUCAGAAAUUGCUACUCAAGAUUAAAGUACAUUUUACUGGUUUUCCUCUGUGAAAGCAUCUAACCUGCAUGGAUUCCAGGGAUCCAUUGUUUGGACAGAGUGACUCUCCCGCAGCCUUGCCCAUUGCAGUACACCUCUCGGGCAGUUCUCCAUCAUUGGCUGCGCCUGCGCGGCCACCCCAACCACAGCCUCACUCUGCAGAGGAGUUCCACCUGGUAGACCAGACCGGGCAGCCUCUCUAUGAGCUGCAGCCCCUAGGAGGGCCCAGUGCGCCCGUGAUGAUUGUUGCCAGCCAGUCAGAAAAUGGACAGGUGCUGCAUGUCAUUCCUUCUGCCCAGCCAGGAAUGGCCCAAGUGAUUAUUCCUCAAGGUCAGCUUCUGGAUGUGACCAGCACGCAGGAGAUCACUUGUGUUGAUGCAUCUUUUGUGAGGCCGGGAAUGAAGUACAUAGAUGUCUCGGAAGAGAAGUGUGGUGAUGGGAACUUGCAGACUGUGGCCGUGGCUGCUAUAGCAGACAGUGCAAGCAGUUACAUUCUACAUCCACAGGCAUCUCUCACCGUAUCAAAAAAAACAACCGCCAGGGUAGUGGAAGAUCCCUUUCCCAGCCCUCUCCAGCCAUUGCCGCCAAAUACGCCUGCAUGGGCACGCCGUCUCAGGAACUGUGAGAAAAUUGGGGACUCGUACCGCGGCUAUUGUGUGAGCGAGACAGAAUUAGAGAGUGUUCUAACGCUACACAAGCAGCAAACACAAAGUGUGUGGGGGACGCGCCAGUCUCCAAGCCCAGCCAAACCUGCCACACGGUUGAUGUGGAAAUCUCAGUAUGUCCCAUAUGAUGGGAUCCCCUUUGUCAAUGCAGGAAGCAGAGCCAUUGUAAUGGAGUGCCAAUAUGGGCCAAGGAGGAAAGGGUUCCAGCCCAAAAAAGCUCCUGAGCAGGAAAGCACCUCUGGCCACCUGUACAAAGCCACUUGUCCAGCAAGGAUCUAUAUUAAGAAGGUUCAGAAGUUUCCAGAAUACAGAGUUCCUACCGACCCUAAAAUUGACAAGAAAAUCAUAAGAAUGGAGCAGGAGAAAGCAUUCAACAUGCUGAAGAAGAACUUGAUAGAUGCUGGCGGUGUCCUCAGGUGGUAUGUACAGUUACCCACUCAGCAAGCUCACCAGUAUCAUGAAAUGGAAGCUUCCUGCCUCCCUUCUUCACCGUCCCAUUUUUCUGUGUCUUCUCCUGAGGAGGAGGAGGAAGUUGUUAGAGAUGAGAAUUGUACUCUGCCUUCCCGACUUCAUCCUCAAGUGGCAGACAAGAUCCGAGAACUGGUGUGUCAGGGAAUAGAGCAGGUCUAUGCAGUGAGGAAGCAACUAAGAAAGUAUGUGGAAAGAGAAUUAUUCAAGCCUGAUGAAGUGCCAGAAAGACAUAACCUGUCCUUCUUCCCCACUGUGAAUGACAUCAAGAACCACAUUCAUGAAGUGCAGAAAUCUCUGAGGAAUGGCGAGGUGGUGUAUAAUUCAGACAGUAUCCCAGCAACGCUGCAGUGGACCACAGACAGUGGGAAUGUUCUCACAGAAACAGUGACUGUUACGUUUGCGUCACCACCUUCAGAUGGGAGCUCAGCAGGGGAGUCAGUCGUCACCAAAGCAGAAUCCAACCAGAGUGGGGAGUCCUUGCUACCAGAAACAGCUCAGCUGUUGUCUUCACUCUCUUCACUUCAGCCCAAGAUAUUUGCACAACUUCAGGGAUUACAGCUGCAGUCAACUUUUACCUCCACAAAUGGAUCAACAGCCCUAGUAGCUGUAAAUAACCAUUCUCCUCCCAGCCCUGCAAGUCUCCUGGAUUCCAUAGGGAGUGCAGUAACCAACCAUUCUCUGGUACUUAGUCAGGGACACAGUUUGCAAGCAGGUGCUGGCCUAACACAGCAUAGCGCUGCUGCCUCUGCUUUUGGGACUCUGCCUGGUUCUGAUAAGAGUCUGGUCACCAUGGGCCCGUUGGUAGCAGUUGGAGGGGUAGAUGACUCCAGAAGCCUAGAAGGAGGAGUCCAUCAGAUUCUCUUGGGAGAUGUACAGACUAUUCCAGUACGGAUUGUGGACAGCCAUACAACACUUACUGAAGAAAAUACAGAGAGUGUUAUCUGUGUGAGCCAAGUUAAACAAGAGCCAAGAGAAAAAGCGUUGUCUAUGGAGCCAGAUAAAAUCAGAGACUGACAUAGUUCCUCACCUAUUUAAAUCUGUGAAGCCUGGAAGGAUUUUUCAAAUCAGAGAACUCUAAAUGUCUUGGAAGGAAAGGCAGGUGCUCUCAAAGUCAUGCCAUUCUUUUUAAGUCGUAUUGUGACAUUCAGACAAGGUGUAUUUUACACUAGUUCUGACUGACAGCUGUUUUGAUUUGACUGAUGCAUCUCACUGCCAAUUCCAGGUUAUUCAGUUGCCCUGUGGAACACCACCUGUCUUCUAUUUCAAGUUUUGAAUAAGUUGGAUCCUAUCCAAAUGGCCCAUUUUGGUCAACUUUUCUGAAGGUCUUCCACAAUUUAAUUCCUUAGCUUUAGAAUGUGGAUCACAAUGCUGGGUUUGCUUUUCUCCUUGAGACCCUUGACUGUUACAGCGCUACAGAGACCAUAGAAUCUGCCAGCUCCAAGACCACAGACUCCAACAGCAAAGUGUAUCAAUACAGCAAUGUCUUUGUGACAAAACGAAGGUCCAAGAUGCUAAAUUUCAAAGUGAUGAAGGACAUGGAUGCUUAAGAAAAUGCAACUUUGACCUGAUCAUAAUGUUAAUGGUGUGAAGAUCAAGGAGAAGAGAAAGGUGAGGUGACCAGGUGCACAUAAGGUUGUAUGAUGAAGAAAAGUGUGUGAAUUGUAACAGUGAAUGUUUUCAACUUUGACAUCUUUAAACUUAUGUUCUGGCUUUAUAAUGAGGUUCAUUGCUGCAUGCAGCCUUUGCAGUGGCACUGUAUUAGCAGUUGGUCAUAACAACAAAAAGCAGGAGUCUUGUCUCAUGGAAAAUGAUUGAUGCUGCCAUUUCAGCUUACCUACCUUUUGCUUUAUGCACUUAACGCUAUCAGCUCAGAUAAAUAUGAUUUAACCUCCUGCUGUUUGUGAUGUAGGGCUUAUGGAUACAUUAUUAACAAAGAGAGGCCCAAGAAAACAAAGCAAGUAACAAAAAUCCAAGCAAUAGGUGCAAGUGUCCUGUCACUGUAUUGUUCAGAAAACAAACUCAUCUUGUUCAAUGAUGGCAGCUUCUAAGACUAAAGUGGUCUGUAUUACUUAAAAUAAUUACCAGGAAUCUUUAAAAAAACUGAGUAUGAUAGAUAAAUACCUUUGAGCAAUAUUUAAGCCAAAGCCAUAAUAAGUGACAAGCGCUGAGUUGUGUAAUCUGUGACAGAUAUGUUUCUUUAAGAAAAAAAAUAUAUCUACAAAUAACUUGGAUUCCAUUUAAAGCAGUAAAUGAAAUGAAACUGAUGCCAACAUAAGUAUCAAGUUAAACAAUGACAUUGUGUGCUUCAGAUGUUGAAUUCUUAGAGCAACGUUCACAGUAUUUUGUAUAUGGCAAUAUUAGCAGUUUUGUCACUAGUUGCUACUGAGUGGUUGAGAACUUGAUCAUAAAAUUAGAUUUUUUUUCUGCAUGCUGUACAAGAAUCCAAUCUAAGGACUUUCUCUUUUUUCAGAUAAAAAAAAAAAAAGCAAAAAAUAAAACCGGGAAAAAGCUUGGUUCAUUUAUGUAGAGGAGAAUGUGCCAGGGAUAUUAUAUGAACAUGAAGAUUGAAAAUUUUACAUUGUUAAAUUCAUUCACAUACAUUCAGAGCAUUCACAAACAUCAUCUAAAUAGUGGCCAGGUUCCUAAUACCGCAUCUGUUAGGUCAGAAGCUAUCCAGCAGGUCUAUCCAACAAGCAUCAACUAAGGUAUGAUUUGAUGGGAGAAGGAGGGGAAGGCAAAAAUCUCAUCACAUGGCAGGAAUCUGUUCUUCCUGCUUGCCCACUCAAGUUGUACAAGCCUGCAAAGGACAUGGAGAUCACGAAGAGAGCGUGUAAGAUCUUAUGGGAGGACCUGCAGGAAUGGAAUGGAGGAGAUUAAAGGUUGAUCACAUGACUUCUAUAAGGCCCACUUUCGUGGGAGGAAGAGGAUUUUUCAAUAGAGAAUAAAAAACAGGAAGCAUUCCAAACUGUCCUUCAAAACCACCGUGUUCAGAGCUUCAAAGGAUCACUUACCUCUGAGAGUACUCCAGAUAACCGGCAAGAGACCAGAACGGAGAACAGAAGAGGAGGUGAAGUUUGUAAAAAGCUGCUUGCUGGAGAUGGAAAGCUCUCAAAGUUACUGCUCAAGAUUGCAGUUUCUUCUGGCUGAAGUGGUUCACUUUAAAUGUGCACUAGUUAUCUUCUGAAUGCAAACUAGUGUAACAACUCCACGUUCUUGGCUGUCGACAAAGCUGUUAUCACAUCUGAGGUGUUUUGUACGUGUAAAGAGACGGAGAAAGUGGGAACCUUCUUGACUGUCUACUGAGAACAGAUGAUCUGUGGAAAGGGGGCUUUACCAGUUUUAAAUCAGUAUUUUCACAGUAAUUUGCUGGGUGCACAGGCUUUUCAUGUCAGGUUCUAGUACUUGUCUAACUUUCAACAUAAUACUAUAA